Mytilus trossulus (common blue mussel) is the source of this 1685-nucleotide messenger RNA. RefSeq names its product pleckstrin homology domain-containing family D member 1-like. The transcript is spliced from 15 exons. Bases 73 to 1482 code for a protein of 469 amino acids. The record is from RefSeq and is a predicted model, not a curated record. Lineage: Eukaryota; Metazoa; Mollusca; Bivalvia; Mytilida; Mytilidae.
AUUAGGGGGAGAUAAUUACCCGUUGUCGGUAGCUCAAGGAAGAAUGAAGUAAAAAGGCCAAGUAGCUGUGGAAUGGGUUGUUUGACAGGAUGUUUUCAUUCUGAACAAGGAAGUUAUGAUGACAAUAGACCAAAAAAAAUGACCAACAAUCGAUCGUCUGCGGUUUUGGACUGGUCGAACGUUUCUCAAUAUACUGGAUAUCUUUAUAAAAAGCCAUUUGGACAUCCAUCAAAUAAAUGGUCUAAAAGAUUUUUUGUUGUGAAAGAUGGCUACCUGUUUUAUUAUACCGAACAAGAAAGAAAAGAUAUGGAAAAAAGAAAAUACAUCAGUAUUCAUCCUAAGGGAUUUAUUCCUUUAGGAGAAUCUAUCAUUAGUAUUCAUAAUGAAGAAACUCAAUAUUCAGCUUUCACAAUCUACAGUACAGAACUUAAUAUGACCUACUUGUUAGGUACAGAAAGUAAUUAUGAUAGAACUAAAGUGUUGGAACAUUUAGAAAAGGCACAGAAAAUAACCUGGAAGAAUGCUCAGUUAAUGGAUAAUAUGAUCAAACAAUUAGAAGAUCAGGGAUUACAAAUGGCAAAACAAAAACAGGUGUAUUUUGAUAAACUGCAGUCAGAGAUUUCAGCUUUAUCUGAUGAAAAACAGAAAACUGAGGAAUUAGAGCAAAUAAACAGUGAAUUGGCAAAAGAGAAAGCAAAACUAGAACAGUAUCAUGAAGAAUUGAUGAAAGAUUAUGAACAAAUGAAAGAUGAAUUGGAUAAUACCAUAGAAAGUAUGAAGACACUAGAGGCAGACAGUGCAGAAUUGUCACAAACAUUACAGGAAAAAGAUACAAUGUUAAAGAGUUUAGCCAAAGACAAAGACAGAGUGUUAACACAACUACAAGAUAAAGAAAAUCUUAUAAAUAGAGAAUUUGAAGAUUUGUCUCAGACCAGAGAGGAAUUAAAACUGGCAUUGAAACAGAUAGAGGAUGACACACAGGCUUUGUUAAACGAUAAAUCUGUUGCAGUAGACAAGUUACAGGAAAAUGAAUCUAUCAUACAGCAACUUGAGGAAGAGAAAAAAUCUAUAUGUGAUCAGGCCACUGAGUUGAAGGAAACUAUUAGGGAUUUGAGAACACAGAAAGAAAUGACUGAGGCAGAAUUAAAGGAGGAAAUAGUGGCAAGAAUGGCAGCAGAGAAGAAGUUACGAGAUGCUAAUAUAUCACUAGAUAGACUAGAUACAGCUGUGUCAUUACAGACACCUAAUAUAAACCAUGAAAUCAAAGAAGAGAUGAAGACCAAUGUCAAAAAUCUUAAACGUUUCUUUGAAGACUUGGCAACAGAAGCAGCCAUUGACUCAGAUAAACCUGUGAUAGUUAAGAAUUCUAUACACGCCAGGAAAACUAUAGCCAGACGGGUUAAAACAAUGAAAUUAGAUAGACGGAAAUCUAAUAGGAUGAGAGCACAAGAUUUGUUUAGUAGUAUGAGCACAGCUUUUUGAUGUAUACGUAUAAGAUCAACCAAUUUAGAACAAGUGAAGAUGAAAUUACCCAGGCGAGCAGCUACUACUUAUAUGAAAGGACCAAUCAGUGAUGAAGAUCUGCAAGAACUUAUGAACCCUAACUCACGUGUAUCUAUUAGUCCUAAUGCUUCGAUAAAAACUAAAGUUGUAUUUACAGAACAUUUAUGAUAGAAAACUCAUGU